Naegleria gruberi is the source of this 449-nucleotide messenger RNA. RefSeq names its product sedlin-domain-containing protein. The record is from RefSeq and is a predicted model, not a curated record. Gene Ontology annotation, biological process: endoplasmic reticulum to Golgi vesicle-mediated transport. Bases 1 to 414 code for a protein of 137 amino acids. The transcript is spliced from 3 exons. Gene Ontology annotation, cellular component: cytoplasm; nucleus; TRAPP complex. Lineage: Eukaryota; Heterolobosea; Eutetramitea; Acrasida; Naegleriidae.
AUGCCAACAAACGCUUAUUUCACAAUUGUUGCUAAAGAUUGUCCGAUUUAUGAAUUGGAAAUUUCAACAUCAAAGAAAACCGAUCAAUCACAACUUAAACAAUUUGUUUUACAUGCUUCUCUUGAUGCAGUUGAAGAAUUACAAUGGACAACUAAUGCUUUAUUCUUGAAAUCUGUUGAUAGAUUUAAUGAAUUUAACAUUUAUGGAUUUGUUACUGGUGGAAAUAUCAGAUUUUUAUUACUUUUUGAAAAUGAUAAAAAGAAUGAUGAUCAAACAAUUAAGAGUUUCUUUAGUGAUGUUUUUGAAUUGUAUAUUAAAAUCCAAAUGAAUCCAUUCUAUGAAUUGUAUACUCCAAUUACUUCACAUGAUUUUGAUACAAGAGUUAAACAAUUAGCAAAUAAGUAUAUUUCGUAAAUAAAGACAAAUUAGAGUUGUGUUAUUGAAUUGGU